AUGGAUGCAUUCAGAGCACCUGAAAAUGAGUAAUUUUUGCCCAGUUCCUCUGGUCCUGCCAGAUGGGAUCCCUUCCGUCGUCCUUUGGACUCCAUCCAGCCCUGGCACUUCAGGCUUCUGGCAUCAGUAAUGUUGGUGGUGACCUCCCUGUCGCUUGCCGAGAACCUGGCUGUGAUCCUGGUAACUUUUAAGUUCAAGCAAUUGAGACAACCUGUCAAUUAUGUUAUAGUCAAUUUGUCUGUGGCUGAUUUCCUGGUCUCACUGACUGGUGGCAUCAUCAGCUUUUUAACGAAUCUAAAAGGUUAUUUUUAUAUGGGAUACUGGGCUUGUGUCCUGGAAGGAUUUGCUGUCACGUUUUUUGGCAUUGUUGCUCUCUGGUCUCUUGCUCUAUUGGCUUUUGAGCGGUACGUUGUGAUCUGCCGCCCACUGAGAAACAUGCACCUGAGUGGGAAGCAUGCAGCCGUGGGUAUUGCCUUUGUGUGGACCUUUUCCUUCAUUUGGACCAUUCCACCAGCAAUGGGUUGGAGCAGUUACACCACCAGCAAGAUUGGAACUACUUGUGAACCUAACUGGUACUCAGGAGCUUAUACGGACCGUACAUACAUUAUUGCAUUCUUCACCACCUGUUUUAUAGUGCCUUUAUCUGUGAUUUUGGUAUCCUAUGGAAAACUUAUGCAGAAGCUAAGAAAGGUGUCAGAUACACAAGGCAGGCUGGGAACUACCAGGAAACCUGAAAGACAAGUGACUAGAAUGGUGGUUGUUAUGAUCAUUGCCUUUCUAAUCUGCUGGAUGCCGUACGCCGCCUUUUCUAUCCUGGUCACUGCAUACCCCUCCAUUGAGCUGGAUCCUUGUCUGGCAGCACUUCCAGCUUUCUUUUCCAAAACAGCUACUGUUUAUAAUCCAGUUAUUUAUGUCUUUAUGAACAAACAGUUCAGGAAGUGUCUGAUUCAAAUGUUCAGCUGCAGUGCCAUAGAAACUGCAGAGUCCAACAUGAACCCAACUUCAGAGAGAGCAAUGCUAACCCAAGACAAAAGAGGCAGUGAGACGUCCACCAUGGCAGUACGUAGCACCAUUUCUAAGAGGAAAAAUGGAGAUGAACACAGCAAUUGCUGA
Molecule: messenger RNA, 1113 nt
Organism: Strigops habroptila (Kakapo)
Lineage: Eukaryota; Metazoa; Chordata; Aves; Psittaciformes; Psittacidae
Product: opsin-VA-like
Exons: 5
Biological process (GO): visual perception; G protein-coupled receptor signaling pathway
Cellular component (GO): photoreceptor outer segment; membrane
Molecular function (GO): G protein-coupled receptor activity
Source: RefSeq, a predicted model, not a curated record